Molecule: messenger RNA, 3569 nt
Organism: Lactuca saligna
Lineage: Eukaryota; Viridiplantae; Streptophyta; Magnoliopsida; Asterales; Asteraceae
Source: the annotation of a GenBank genome assembly
GUAUGUGCUUAUUUAUAGCCAUUCCUUCUUUCCAAAUUACAAAGACCAAAAUGCACGAAUUCCACCAUAUGAGUUGUUUCGUUUUGAUUGGGAUUUAACAUUUAAGUCUACAGGGGAUUGUCUAUAUCAUAAAUAGACUUUGAAGGAUGCAAGUGGUAGAACAUAUAGACUUUAAUGCAGUGGGGGUAUUAUAGUAAUAAACUAAUGGACCAAUUAUACUUUAACAAGAGCUAUAUCUUCUUCUGUAUACAAUUUUCUACAUUCUAUUUUCUACUCUUUGUAUGCUUCCAUAUAAUGAUUUAUGAAUAUUGAGGUUUAAGUACAACAAUUUCUGCCAAAUACUAGUAGUAACCUUGAGAAAUGAGUGUAAGAAUUGGGGUAUUGUUUGUGCUACUAUUCAUAUUCAUACAUGUAUUGCUUACAUCAGCCCAGAAUCGUGAUAUUGUAUAUCUACAAGCUCUCAUGGAUAACUUGCAUAACACUCCACCAAAUUGGGUUGGAUCCGACCCAUGUGUGGAAAAAUGGGAUGGGAUCUCCUGCAUCGAGUCACGUGUAACAUCAAUAACCCUAUCAAGCAUUGGAUUAAGUGGUGUGUUAUCUGGAGACAUUGGACAAUUAUCCGAAUUGCAAACACUGGAUCUGUCUUACAAUAAGGAUCUCACAGGAUCUCUUACUCCAGAUAUCGGGAAUUUAAAAAAGUUAUCAAAUUUAAUCCUGGUUGGUUGCGGUUUCAAUGGUCCACUUCCAGAAACACUUGGAUCUUUAACCCAACUAGGCUACUUGGCUUUGAAUUCAAAUGGAUUCACUGGAUCAAUUCCACCAUCAAUAGGGAAUCUUUCUAAACUUUAUUGGUUGGAUUUAGCUGAUAACAAGCUUAGUGGGCCCAUACCAGUGUCUAAAGGACCCACACCUGGCCUUGACCAAUUGGUCAACAUAAAACACUUUCACUUUGGAAAGAACAAACUCUCAGGUGAAAUACCACCUCGCCUCUUCAGCUCCAAAAUGUCUCUUAAACACGUGUUAUUUGAAGAAAAUCAGUUAACAGGAACAGUUCCAUUGACACUAGGGCUUGUUCAGAAUCUUGAGGUCUUACGAUUAGACAGGAAUUUGUUAAGUGGUGAAGUCCCUUCAAACAUCAACAAUCUUACAUCACUCAACCAGUUGUAUCUUUCCAACAACAACUUUGAAGGCCCAUUGCCCAAUCUCACUGGAAUGAAAAUCCUUAACUAUUUGGAUAUGAGCAAUAAUUCUUUUCAACCAUCAGAGAUUCCUCCAUGGCUUUCAUCAUUGCAAUCUCUAACAACAUUGAUGAUGCAAGAUACAGGGCUUAUAGGAGAAGUACCUGUUGACUUAUUUAGCAUUCCACAAAUCGAGACUGUGGCACUAAGAAACAAUCAGCUCAAUGGAACCCUAGAUUUUGGAGCUUCUUAUAGCAACCAUUUACAUUUCAUUGACAUGACAAAUAACUUAAUUUCUGGAUACACAGAAAGAAGCCGAUACUCUGCUGAUCUCAUACUCAUCAACAAUCCAAUUUGUAGGGAAUCAGACACAACAGCAUCAUAUUGUGAUUCUCCCAUAGAUUCCAACUCCUCAUAUUCAACACCAAAAAACAAUUGUAAUCCUGAAACUACUUGCACUUCAGAUCAAGUUUCAAGUCCAAAUUGUAAAUGUUCAUAUCCAUACACAGGAACUUUGACUUUUAGGGCUCCUUCUUUCUCCAACCUUGGAAACUCAACUAUCUAUACAUCCCUUCAGAGUUCCAUGAUGGUUUCUUUUCAAUCCAACCACCUCCCGGUUGACUCACUUUCACUGAGUCAACCCACCAAGAACUCAGACAAGUACCUUGAAAUAAACCUAGCCGUUUUCCCAUCUGGUGGUGAACGAUUCAAUAGGUCAGGGAUUUCUCAAAUAGGGUUUAUACUCAGCAACCAAACUUAUAAACCUCCACACUCUUUUGGGCCCUAUUUUUUUCUAGGCCAUAAUUAUGACUUCUUUUCAGAUGCACCAAAAAGGAAAGGAAAAUCAAUUGGAAUUGGAGUUGCUAUUGGAGUAGUAGUGGGAGGUUGUGUCCUAGUGAUAUUACUUAUAAUUGCUGGAAUUUAUGCUUUUCGUGAGAAAGGAAGAGCCGAAAGAGCUACCAAGAAGAACUCUCCUUUUGCUUCGUGGGACCCAGAUAAAGGUGGAGGUGAUUGUCCUCAGCUAAAAGGGGCAAGAUCUUUCACAUAUGAAGAGCUUAAAACUUGCACAAAUAAUUUUGCAAUCACUGCCAACAUAGGCUCUGGUGGCUAUGGGAUGGUUUACAGAGGGACACUUCGAAAUGGGCAAUUGGUUGCUGUUAAAAGAGCUCAACUAAGGUCAACACAAGGUGGACUUGAGUUCAAAACUGAGAUUGAGCUUCUUUCAAGGGUUCAUCACAAGAAUGUUGUUGGGCUUGUUGGUUUCUGUUUUGAUGAAGGUGAACAGAUGCUUGUAUAUGAGUUUAUUGUCAAUGGUACACUCAAGGAUAGCCUUUCAGGGAGAUCCGGGAUAAGAUUGGAUUGGAUGAGAAGACUGAAAAUAAUCCUUGGAGCUGCAAGAGGUUUGCAGUAUCUUCAUGAUCUUGCUGAUCCUCCAAUCAUACACAGAGAUGUGAAGACAACAAAUAUCCUACUUGAUGAACGCCUCAAUGCAAAAGUUGCUGAUUUUGGUCUUUCAAAACCAUUAGGUGAUGCUGAUCGUACACAUGUCACCACUCAAGUCAAAGGGACAAUGGGCUACAUGGAUCCCGAAUACUACAUGACACAACAAUUAACCGAAAAAAGCGAUGUUUACAGCUUCGGAAUCGUGAUGUUAGAGCUAAUAACCGCAAGAAAUCCAAUCGAAAAAGGUAAGUAUAUUGUGAGAGAAGUAAAAGAAGUCAUGGACAGGGGAAAAGACCUUUAUAACCUCCAUGAGGUACUUGACCCGAUCAUCGGUUUGACCCAUGAGCUACUAGGGUUGGAAAGAUUUGUGGAUAUCGCAUUGAGGUGUGUGGAAGAUACCGGAAAUCAAAGGCCAAGAAUGAGUGAAGUUGUGAAAGAGAUUGAGAGUAUUAUGGAACUCGCGGGUUUUAAUCCGAAUGCUGAGUCAGCAUCGGCUUCGGAGAGUUAUGAAGGGAAAAGUAAGGGGAGUGGGCAUCCUUAUUUGAAUGAAAGUCUUUUUUCGUAUAGUGGAGGUCUUUUGGAUUCAAAUUUGGAGGCUAAAUAAUGGUGUUAUGUUAUGUUAUGUUAUGUUAUGAAUUCGUUUUAUUGGUGUAGCGUGUUUGAUGGUGAUCGCGUGUAAAUUGUUUUUGAAAUCAUGAAUGUUUGUGAAAAAUCAUCUGUGAUUAGUGCAAGUAUUAGUUAUUUUUAAUGUUAUUUAUGUAUAGGUAUAUCAUAUAUAUGGGUUGCAUCGGAUUGAUGGUGAGAUAGAUGUAUAUGGGAAGCCACCAUUUGUUAUACAUGACAAAUCAUGUUUAUUGUGUUUGGUAUUCACUGAAUUAGACACGUGUUGAUGUCAAUCAGAUCAAAAUUGUAAAUUUUUUAUCCCACAAAAAAUGAUAUCGGACAGUG